CACGUACCUCCAUGAUGAUGCAGUCCCAAGGGUGGAGAUACAUGGCUAUGUUCUCAGCAAGCACAUUUAUUCUUCUUUUCUCAAUGGCCACAGUCUUCCACAGCGUCUCUACUCAUGUUCUCGAGAUUAAUGGAGUAGAACAGAGUGCCGAUCACCGAACAUACACCUUCAUAGACAACGACUUCCCAGAACUUUUGCCACUAGACCUUCCUGACGUGCUCCUCACAGUGGAGGAGACUCGACACUACGGGAUUUCAGGACUUGAUGACCGUGAAGAAUGGGCGUCUUCCGCGGCGUACGGUUUUGGGUAUCUGCGCCUGGGCGAGGAAAAAAGGCGGUUUGCACUCUCGAUGUGGCAUCAGCUACAUUGUUUACGAACAAUACGGUUGGCCAUGGAGGGGCACCACGAUACAGGCAUGCGAGGGCAUAUGCAGCACUGUCUUACCUACCUCCGACAAAUGAUUCUCUGCCAUCCCGACCUUACGCUGGAGCCGGCGGAUAUGUUAACUCGAAACUACGAAAUCAAGAGAGUGGGGGCUACACAUGUCUGUAAAGACUGGUCGAAGGUGUACGAGGAGAUGGAAAGAAAUGUGAAUGCUACGACGAGUCGAAAUUCGGAUAGACUGUCAACGGCCAAAGUUGGAAAUUGAUCAGUGGGGCGGGUUCGGGAUUUCCCGAACAUUCGAUCGAUUAGGAUUUUUUUUUUUGGCGACCUUAUUUGUAUACUUGAACUUGGUACAAUAUCUUCAAUGUCUCUGAGCGG
Guyanagaster necrorhizus is the source of this 763-nucleotide messenger RNA. RefSeq lists its product as uncharacterized. Bases 84 to 650 code for a protein of 188 amino acids. Gene Ontology annotation, biological process: mycotoxin biosynthetic process. The transcript is spliced from 2 exons. Lineage: Eukaryota; Fungi; Basidiomycota; Agaricomycetes; Agaricales; Physalacriaceae. The record is from RefSeq and is a predicted model, not a curated record.